Molecule: messenger RNA, 3125 nt
Organism: Sphaerulina musiva SO2202
Lineage: Eukaryota; Fungi; Ascomycota; Dothideomycetes; Mycosphaerellales; Mycosphaerellaceae
Exons: 2
Coding region: 1574-2353 (259 amino acids)
Source: RefSeq, a predicted model, not a curated record
GCCAGCGAUUGUGAUAGCGCCGAAGAAGCAUCAAGAAUCCACUUGGAUGUCCGCCAGGCUCGUACGGGUUUCUGCGAGCGCAAUGCAUAGCAUAUCGGACGGAGCGAGGACAACCACGGCAAUGAUGAGAGUUUCGCGCAGGCAUGUCAACAGCGGCAGCGGGCACGAUUGAUACAGCAUACAGAAGACAGUCGAGAUUAAAGUAUAGAGGUAGCCACAUCAAGAGCCGGCACAUAUAUAUCCCUGAUACCCUCCAGCCAAGAUGGCCGGGUCAGCUGAGGAGCAGGACUUGUGAGAGGAGCAGAUAACAGGCAAGAGACGGAGUCAAAACAAUGCUGUACUCGAUCGUAACAAGCAAAAGGAAGCAUCUAGUCCCAAUACUCAGAAACCUGAUUGAUCUGUAAAACACUUUUGGGGGUGUUGCCUGCCUAUCCCCGCCCAAAUGACGGCGAAAUGCUGACUUUCUCCAGACACCGCAGGUAAUGAAAAGCAGGUCAGCAUAGCGAAUGCUAACGUAAGAUGGCUCUCAGUCUCCUUAGCGUAGAGCCAUCCCUCUGCGUGCGGUCUUUGCCUCGGCUUCAUGCGAGACGACACAUGUCACGUUUGAGAAAUUCCGGUACCGGGUAAAUCUUGACUCCCGGGCACCAACAACACACCACGAACGACCCCAUCUAUCGAUUCACGCGCUUCAACCCAAGGAAUCAUAAGAUCCCGAUUCUUUUCCCUUCUGCCUCUGUUCCACAUCAGCACCAGCUGUCCUUUGCCUCUUUCAGACUCUUACUGCCAUCUGACGAGCCCUCUCAUUGGGACAAUCAUCACCCGGUAUCGUUGUAUUCUCUCCUGGACUGUCUUUAUCCGCAGUAUGAUUUAGCAGACCUUGUCUUCAACACUUCAACAUGAAGUGGUUUCGCCGCAUCUCAGCCCGCCUCCCGCUUAUACAGGAGGAAAGAAAGGAAGAUCUAGACUUUUCCGGUUCCGACGACGAGGCAGGACUCGACCAAGAAAAAUCAUCAGAGGACAACCUUGAUCCUGAUGCCGGUACAAGCAGAUUUCAGAAACGGAAGCUAGAUGAUGAUGAUGAUGAUGAUGAUGACUUUAUGAUGGAAGAGCUGAGAUCGUCUACAACUCGAGUGGAGCCUGCCCAGAAAUAGCCUCCAAGCAUAACAAGCGUGUGACAAAUCGUCUACCGAAAGAGCACAUUCUGUAUCUUCCUCUGCUCAUUCAGCAGCUAAUCUACUCGUUGGUUCUGGCGUCGGAGGAUUUGUACAUUUUUCUUUCAGACGGCAAAAUGGUCCGAAAGCCACUCGUCUACUACAAGAUCCGAGAGAAUAAUCGCCUUGUCAAGAAAGAGCUCAAGAAGCACGAAGGCACGCCCAUCUGCAGGGCGCCCGGUAUACUGUUGGUAUGCAAGCAGGUUCGAGGACUUGCUGUUCGAAUCUUCUACGUCAGCAACUCUUUCGAAGUUCGUAUCAGCAACUUCUACGGCGAAGGCAUCAAGGAGUGGUGGCAACGCACUGAAGCUCAGCGCAAGCAGGUUGGCAUCGAGUCAGGACCCCUCGACUGAAACGGAACGAUGCACUCAGUCGACCAGUCAGUAAUGAGACAUCCAGCAAAGCCUCUACUGCGUGAGGUCGCUGAUCACCGCCUCCUCUCAUUCCCAUCAUCGGAGAGCCGAAACCACAACUCAGCGUUGCGCAACCUUAAGCCUUUUAGUGCAGCACCUGCUUACGGGACGAUUACCUUGCACGUUGCAUACGAACCCAACUGGCAGAACCUCGUCACUUGGCUCAACUCAUCAAUCGAAGGUAAUCUACUAAAAUACAUGCCCACAGACCUGGCCCACAAAAUCGAAGGUCAUCGCCUACAGACUGUAGCAUGGUUGUUCAAAAUCACGGAGCAGUACUCCAGAUGCGACGAUCAAGCUUUCGACAAGACCAUUAUGUCUCAUCGUGGACACCUUAUCCGCAAUGAUCUCGGAUGGUCUGUUGACCACGUAAAUGAGGUUGAGGACGACGAUGAAGGUAUGGACUUCUUGUAUGGGGCCAAGUACGAUCACGAAAUGGCCACUGCGAGGGAUGCCCAACUCUGUUCAGUAGCAGGAUCACCAGCUGGCAGCCCGAUACUGAAUUCCCCGAGUCAAUACCAGGAUCCUCGAGAGAAUUUGUCUCCUAGCUUCCUCGCCACGAUGCGCAGUAUGAAAGAUUUCGAUGAGCAAGAAGUGGAGGAUGAUUCUGACUAUGAUAUGGGCGGCGAUGAUGACACACCAGGAAGAGCAAUCAGGACGACUCGUGAAACGCUAGAAGACAUAGAAGGAUGGAGUUGGUCGUUGGGCCGCAGGGAGUGCAAAGAAUGAAGAGGCCGAGCUGGAGUUGAUUCCCUUUGACAAGUGAAGACGCAAGGAACGGCCCUGUCUCCUGCUUUUCUCUUUGGACUGGUUGAACUGGUUGAGGUCUGCCUGGGUAGCAAGUGGCCUGGUAUUGAUGGUGCUUGGCGAAAGGUCUUCUUCCCAACUGAGUCCGGAUGGUACGCCGGCAUAGCUUUGUAUCCCCCAUUCCACCAGAGCCUCCAAGCCCACGUCGAUUAGGACGUCAGACUUGAUGGCCCCGAAGGGCCCUGCUGAAAGGGAUAGGCCACGGUUCUUGCGAACCGAGUCAGCGCCUGCAAGCAGGAUACAUGUACCCAAGGCUAACGUGCCUCGGCCAUCUCGACGUCGGAGCCGCUGCCCCUCGACGCCUUCUCCUCCGCCCGUCUCUUCUUCUCUUCCAUCCUCUGCCGAAUGUGCCUAUGCGGUCGGCUCUGUGGGCCCCUCGGCCUCACCCUCGGCUUAGCGUAACCGGACUUCGGCCGGUCUAAGAUAAUUUCCACGUCCGAUGGGUCAAUACUCCCAUCGGACGCCGCGUCCUCCUCUUUCUCCUCCUUCUCCACCUGCUCCUCGCCGGAACUCUCUAAACCCCUCUUCGGCCUCACUAUCAAUGCAAAAUUACAUUGAUCACCGCGGAGUCCCAAUUCACCCAGAGAGCGGGCGAGAUCCUCGUCGUUGUCUAUGCCGUCGGCUACCAGCACGUGCGAGAGGGAGAGGCGCUGCUGGUAGGGCUUGACGGCGCCCUCGAACGCCGUUUCGAUGA